AUGCGCAAGGCCUUGCGCCUUCCCACGCUUGAUGUGCAGCAAAGACCCCUCUCUGCGCGGAUCUGUGUUUCAUCGCUCUUUCUUCGGAUCGGAAACCCCCGAGGGAUGAGGAGCAUGCAAGACCGCCGGCCGGUCAGGAUGCGGCGCAUCGCUUGGCUCCUUGCCUUUCUGUUGGCUUUUCGUGGACUCGCUGUUCGUGGACUCGCUGUUUCGCGGUUUUUUGGUACCCGGCCUGUUUCUGGCCCUGACAGCCUGAUCAUGGAGACAUUCGGAGAGGUGUUCGAGUACGUCUCUUCCGCCCUGGACUGGUGGCACGCGGACGGGUAUUGCCGGCAGCGUUUUGCUCACCUGCCCUCGGAGACCUGGGACAGCGAACUGGCAUCUCUUGGCAAGAAGCUGCGCUCCCACCAAAUCCAGGGCGCCGUCUGGUUAAAUGACGAGGAGGUCUACCUGCGGAAGCCACGGCACAGGCGAAUCCAUUCCAUGCCCAUCUUGAUGUUCCAGAACAAAACGGACACCAAGUUUGUGAAAGUCUUGGCCGACUUCCCCGCAAUGCCAGCCGUGAGUGCGUGCGCGCACCUUCAGUGGGACCAGCAAGCCACUGAGAUCUCCACUAUCUUCUCUUAUGCUGUCUCGGCCUUCAUCAACGAGUUCCAGCUGCGUGGAUUCAAGGACGAGGACGGCUUCGUCCGCUUCGCCGUCAUCCUCCACGGGCACCACUCCCCGUACCUGCCAGUGUUCCGGGCCGACGGGCAGUGGCACCACUUUUGCGUUGUGUGGCAACAGCGCAACGGAACGUGGGCCAUCUAUUCUGACGGGAAGGAGAAGGCCUCAGCCACGGGGCUCUCCACGUCCCACACCGUCAACGCGCAUGGGACCUUCAUCAUCGGGCAGGACCAGGACUCCCUCGGAGGGGCUUUCAAGGAGAAGGAGUCCUUCAGCGGGAACCUCACCGGCCUCCACGUCUGGCACCGCGUCCUCACCAAGGAGCAAGUGGAGAAGGUGCGCUCCUGCGUCCCCAUCGCCGAAGGGCUGGUGUUCGGCUGGAGCCGCGAGAUCCUCGAGGUGGAAGCGAGUGUCGAGGAAGCCACAGUGCAGCUCACUUGCCCAGGACCCACGGAAGAAUGCCAAGUCCUGGAAGUCACCCAUGGGAGCGUCCGUACCAGCUCUUGCCUCCGUCCUCAGCCUUUCGUCUGCCGCUACCCAAAAGAACUUUAUUUCUCGCUGAAAGAAAUGCAGUCCCGGCCUGUCCCUCCGCUCAUUGCGCAGGUCAACACGCAGGCGAACGCAACCAUGAUCCCUGCCAAUGUUUUCCAAGCUGACGUCCAAGGCCUGAAUGCUUCGGCCGCGGCCAGAGUCCUCGGGGCGGUGGAGAAGGUCCUGUCGGGCACGGAGCUACCUCCUCUGGAUGCAGGCGGCCUCCUGGGGGUCUUCCAGGUGCUGAAGGAGGUCUCAGUCACCUCGGUGGAAGCGGAGGAGCCGGAAGAGCUGGAGACUCUGGGGCAGCACUACGUGAACGUUGCCGGGAUCAUCCUGGGGGAAGAGAACGCCAAGGAAUGGUCUGAGAUCAAACCGAUCAUCGGCGGACCCAUGGCGGUGGUUGAAAACGUGGACAAGAUGGCUUCCGCCUUCCACCAGCUCCUGAGCACAGAGAGGCCAAAGGUCACCUUCCAGAAUAAUAACAUGGGUGUAGAAGUCCGGCGCAUGGAGCUUGGCACGCCGGCUGCGUAUGUGAUGCCGAACCAGCGCCAAGAGGCACCUGAUUGGAUUGAGGUUCCAAUAGAGGAAAUGGAGAGGCUGAGAGGAAGAGUGGAGGUUAAUGACCUGCAAUGGCCUCUUGUGUUUGAGGAGGAACCUCCUGCUUUGAUUCUUUCCUCAGGCCUGAAGCACAUCACCCUCACCAACACCUGGUACAGGUACGGGUCUCUGCAGCGCCUUCUGAGUGGCGCCGGUGCCGUGUUCGAGGAUGCCGCUGUGUCGGAUGGAGGACGGAGGUACGUCAGCACCCAGGUGGGCUCCUCCAUCAUCUCCUCCACGCUGGUCAGCGAUUACGAGGAAAUCAGCACCUCUGUGCAUUACAGUCUCCAUCACCAGGCCCAGGCUCUUCCAGACCAGCUUGUUGUUCCCGUCUGCGCUUUCUGGAACUUCAGCAGAAGUCCGGAAGGAGUCGGAAGUUGGUCCACCGCCGGCUGCUCUGUGGUCAAUUCCCACCCGGAAUUCACCGCCUGUUCCUGCAACCACACCACCAACUUUGCGGUGCUGCUCCAGGUGUUUGAGGUCCAGGGCGCUAGGACAGGGAUGGCGGCUGGCAAGCCGCGUAGGGGCGCUGGGCGUCUUUUGUAUGCUGGCCGGGCCGAUAGCGGAGCCCGCCAGGACGCUGACGUCCCCAAAAGCGAGCGGACCACUGUGCACAAGAACCUGAUCUUUGCCUUGGCGGCUGCAGAAGCUUUGCUCAUGUUCAGCGAGUUGGCCAAAACCAACCAGGGAGUGUGCUUCGCCGUCACGGCCUUCCUCCACCUCUUCUUCAUGGCGGCUUUUGCCUGGAUGCUCGUGGAGGGCCUUCUGCUGUGGAGCAAAGUGGUGGCGGUCAACAUGAGCGAGGACCGGAGGAUGAAGUUUUACUACAUCACCGGAUGGGGGCUGCCCAUCAUCAUAGUUGGCGUGACCCUGGCCACCUCCUUCAACAAGUACGUGGCCGACAACCACUGCUGGCUGAACGUGCAGACGGACAUCAUCUGGGCCUUCGUUGGGCCGGUCCUCUUUGUCUUGACGGUGAACACCUUUGUGCUUUUCCGGGUGGUGGUGGUGACCGUGUCCAGCGCACGGAGGCGCUCGAGGAUGCUGACGCCCAACAGCAGCCUGGAGAAGCAAAUCGGCAUCCAGAUCUGGGCCACGGCCAAGCCGGUGUUGGUGCUGCUCCCGGUCCUCGGCCUCACCUGGGUGUGCGGCGUCCUCGUCCACCUCAGCGUCACCUGGGCCUACAUCUUCAUUGUGCUCAACUCCCUCCAGGGUCUCUACAUAUUCCUGGUCUACGCAAUUUACAACAGCGAGGUACGCAACGCCAUCCAGCGCAUGAAGGAGAAGAAGAAGGCACUGUCCUUCACGAACUGUUCCCAUCCCAUCAAUUACCUGUCGAGCCCCAGAAACACCUCCUGGGAGAUGGGCAAGUUUGGCCCUUCUGGCCCAGAGAGCGCAGCCAAGGGAGCCACAGCGAAGGAGUCCAUGGCGAAGACCCCCAGCCACAAAGGGAACUUCGGAGCCAAAAUGCCAAUGGGUCUCUCGGCCAUCAUGGCACCGGACAGGCCGGCUGUGCAACUGACGGCAUUCAAAUCCUCGGAUUGGGGGACGGAGGAGAGGAAAGAGGGCCCUUCCCAAGCCCACCCCAAAGGGGAAACGGAGGCACAGGUGUGUGCGCCGCCAGGGGUCCCUGACCCGCCAUCAUCCGAGCACAACAAAGCCCAGCCGGCCUUCUCGCAGAUGGGGUCUGGUAAAACAGGAGCCAAGAUCGGGUUGGUGCGCUACCUGGAUGCGGUUGCGGCAAGAGCAAUGUGGCUGCACCGAAUGCUCACAAGGAAAGCCAAGGGCCAGAGCAAUGGGUUCGGGAACAAGCUGAGGAUCCCCGCUGUGUCUCUACGUCUGGAUGAGGAGCGAACAAGCUGCAAGAUCCAAUCCCGACAAGACAGGGUCUCCAUGGCGGCUUCUGAUCGUAAAAACCUGAGACCAAUGCCGCGGAGUAAGGGUUAUUACAGCGUGGCAACUGAGUUGGACCUUCCCCGGGACGUUACACUCCCCUGA
Messenger RNA from Anolis sagrei ordinatus, 3795 nucleotides. Lineage: Eukaryota; Metazoa; Chordata; Lepidosauria; Squamata; Anolidae. The record is from RefSeq and is a predicted model, not a curated record.